UGAUGUGUGUCGCGCGAUUCCAAAACCUUUUUUCUCGUCUUCUCAGCUCAUAAGUUUCCUCUUAAUACUAAUUUCAUAGUCCACCAGCUUUUCUUCAUCAGUCGCUCGCUACAACUGCACGACCAGUCUCUAGACGUUCUGAACAUGAUCUCAUCAAGAUUCCUCUGCCCAAUGGGCGUUUUGCUAGCAGGCGCGUCGCGUGCAUUGGCGUUUGACCGCAUCAGCAUCCCGACCACGGUCAAAGCCGACACCGAUGUCGAAGUCACCAUCGCAAACGACAUCGCGACCGGAAGCAAAUCCUUCGAUGCCGGCUUCACCAACUACAACCUCUACCUCUCAACCACUCCGCCGGGAUGGGGUACCGGACCCGUAUGCGUCCUGGCCAACGGGACAAAGAUCGACGUUACCUCCGUGAAGGUGAAAAUCCCCGCCGACGCGAUCCCUGACGGCUCCGAAUUCAAGAUCACGGCGAUGGAGUGGAAUUCGGAUCCGAACAAGGACGGACCUUCGGGCUUCCAAUACAGCAACGACUUUUCCUUCUCGGGCGGCACCGCAGAAUGGGGCAAGACGGAGCUCGGGGGCUCUACGCUGGGCGACAUGGAUCGCAUCCCGUGCACAGCGUACUCGUGCGCACGCAAGUGCAAUGAUAAGUACUUUGACGAGAGAAACACGACCAGCCAGGAUCCCAGCGUCUACAAGAACACGUACGAGUGCGUUGCCGCGUGUCCCGGCACGACGUUCCCGUCCUGGGACUCGAUCAUCAACGACAACGGGGAUGGGCAAGGCUCGGGCGCCCGUGCGGGACCCUCGGGAAGCGCGACGGCUACGGCAACAAGAUCCGGUGCCUCGGCGAUAGCCUCGACGUCCCCGACAGGCUCGUCCACUUCUACCCCGACAUCAGCCCAAAGUAGCAGCUCGCCUUCUCAGACACCUAACGGCGCCGUCUCAGUCACUGCCAAGGCCUCUGGCCUUGUCUUUGCUGGCUUGGCUAUCACGUUUAGCUUCCUCUAGUCAUGAACUCGGCGGUUGUGGGCCGUGUACGGACGUUCGUAGUGUACAAUAGAUGGUGUACUAUACCCACAGUUAUUUAGACAUUUGCAAACAUUACUCAUCAAGCCAAUGACCUUGCACACUACGCUUAUUUCUCGGCGAGAGAUCCGAAUAGGGCAAUGUAUUCCCCUCAAC
Colletotrichum phormii is the source of this 1185-nucleotide messenger RNA. RefSeq lists its product as uncharacterized. The record is from RefSeq and is a predicted model, not a curated record. Bases 145 to 1011 code for a protein of 288 amino acids. The transcript has a single exon. Lineage: Eukaryota; Fungi; Ascomycota; Sordariomycetes; Glomerellales; Glomerellaceae.